AUGGAGUUCGAGGAGCGGGAAUGGGAGUUGGCGAGGUGGAGAUUGGACAUGGAUCGGAGGAAGCAUGAGGCCGAGAGACGCCUCAGAAGUUUCAUUGACCUCGCCGAUGUGGUUGAGAUUAAAGACGAGCAGUCGGAAGGAAACCAGACCGACAGCCAAACCACUGUUGGAAACACCCCGCAGCCACCUCUCCCGGCUCUUGAGACUCCAACACCACUCACUGCAGAUAGCAUGGACGGCGAGCGAUGUAACGUGCUCACUUCCAAGCAGCAGCAUGCGGCUCAUGAAAUUUCGGCAUCCAAAACAAUCCAACAACCUCAGAAGAUGACUUCUCAUCUCCAAGAGGCCUCACAUCCCUUGACUGAUAAUAUCCGAACCUUGAUGUCGGCCACAGUCAACAGCAAUGCUAAUCUCGCUAUACACACCCCAUCGGCAGCAGAAUCACGAAAUCAGGAGAAUAAUAUCAGUCGGUGUGAGCAUCUAGAUUUUGAUGAUCUCUUGCAGUCUAGUUCAGAACCACUAGAGCCCAGAGGCUCGACUCCACCGGUUCGUGCACCCAAACGACGAGCUGUUUCUAUGCAGGAACCUCGGCGGGAAAUUGAAGCCUUGGACAAUUGUCUCAAGAACAAACUGAUUUCCCACUACAAAGACCUCUUGUUGAAACACUUCCAAGAAUCUGGGGAGUUGGGCAGAUGUGAGGACAAGGUGCCAGGUCGGACUCAAGUCGGCCAGGCUGUGAUGGACGUGCGCCGCACGAUCAAAGGACGGAGGUAUGAGAGCUUGUCUGAUGUACAUGAUGAGUUCAGCAGAAAAGUCGAAAGCCGUGUGUUGGACCGCGAUCUACGCCGCUCUGUUCAAGAGGAACUAGGCAAAUUUGUUCAAGCCGGGCAACAUUGGUGGGCACAGUGCACGGCAAUGACAACCCAACAGGAGAGACUGUCCUUUGUGACAUCUGUCGUCCAAGAAAUUGCAAUGGGCCAGUUCGAAGCUGUUUGA
Molecule: messenger RNA, 996 nt
Organism: Cladophialophora psammophila CBS 110553
Lineage: Eukaryota; Fungi; Ascomycota; Eurotiomycetes; Chaetothyriales; Herpotrichiellaceae
Exons: 2
Coding region: 1-996 (331 amino acids)
Source: RefSeq, a predicted model, not a curated record